AUGGCUCCUGACAUCGCCACCUUGCGGACAUUGCCUGCUCCUGCGCCUGGGCAAGAUGGUGAGAAGCCAAACAUCCUCUACAUCAUGGCCGAUCAACUGGCCGCUCCUCAGCUCAAAAUGUAUAACCCGGAGUCUCAGAUCAAAACGCCGCACCUGGACCGACUAGCUGCUAGUUCGGUUCAGUUUGACUCUGCGUAUUGUCCUUCCCCGUUGUGUGCCCCUUCCCGGAUGAGCAUGAUCUCUGGCCUCUUGCCCAUGAAGAUUGGCGCGUUUGACAAUGCCUCCCAGAUCAACUCUGAGAUUCCAACAUAUGCUCACUACCUCCGUUCCAAGGGUUAUCACACCGCUCUCGCCGGUAAGAUGCACUUCGUCGGAGACCAGCUCCACGGUUACGAGCAGCGACUCACCAGCGACAUAUACCCCGGCGAUUUUGGCUGGGCCGUCAACUGGGAUGAGCCCGACACGCGGCUCGAGUGGUAUCACAACGCCAGCUCGAUCCUCCAAGCCGGCCCCUGCGGUCGCAGCAAUCAGCUGGAUUACGACGAGGAAGUCAUGUACCGCAGCGUCCAGUAUAUAUGGGAUCAUGUGCGCCAAGGCCCAGAGAAGCGCCCCUUUGCUCUGACGGUAUCCCUCACUCACCCUCAUGACCCGUACACGAUCACCAAGGAAUACUGGAACCGUUACGAGGACGUGCACAUUGCUCUUCCCAGGGUCCGAAUGCCCAAGGAAGAGUUGGACACGCACAGCAAGCGACUGAUGAAGGUUUGUGAUCUGUGGGGUCAGGACUUUUCAGACGCGCAGAUCAGGCGAGCGAGAAGAGCGUACUACGGGUCGGUCAGCUACGUGGACGAUUGCGUCGGGAAGCUGUUGGAGACGCUCGAGGCAGCCGGGUUGGGGGAAGACACCAUUGUCAUAUUCAGCGGCGACCAUGGCGACAUGCUUGGAGAGCGAGGCCUGUGGUUCAAAAUGAGCUACUUUGAGUCGUCUGUCCGAGUCCCUCUGCUGGUGAACUACCCCAAGUGGUUCCCGCCUCACCGCGUCAGCCAGAACGUGUCGACCCUGGAUCUUGUUCCGACCAUCUGCGACCUCGUCGGCACCAAGCCAGCUCCGUACCUGCCCAUGGAUGGCCUGAGCUUGAUGCCGCACCUGCAGGGCAGAGAGGGGGAGGGUAAUGACGGCAAUGACGCAGUAUACGCCGAAUACACCGGCGAAGGAACGGUGCGGCCCUUAAUGAUGAUUAAACGCGGGCCUUGGAAGUACGUUACCUGCCCGGCCGACGAGCCGCAGCUUUUCAACCUGGCCAACGACCCAGACGAGCUCGACAACCUGGCUCGGCUCUCCAAGGUUGCGCCGCAAAGCGCCGCCGAGGAGGCAGCAAAGGCGGUUUUGGCCAAGUUUGAGGCCGAGGCCGAGGCCAGGUGGGAUUUCGACGCCAUCACGGCGCAGGUGCUGCAAUCGCAGCGCAGCCGGCGGCUUGUGUGGGAUGCCCUGAGAGAGGGUUCGUUUACGAGCUGGGAUUUCGAUCCUGUCGACGACGGGAGAGCAAAGUAUAUCCGCUCGACCAUCCCGCUGGACGCGUUGGAGCGAGCGCCGCGCGCGGUUCCCUUUGGUGGACAGCCAUGGCUACGAGUCGAAAGCAGUCAACUCGACCCGCAGUUGAGGAGGAGGAGGAGGAGGAGGAGGAGGAGGAUGAUGAUGAUGAUGAUGAUGACGGUGAGGAUGACGAGGGAACGGUGGACGGACCGGAUUUUGACGUGA
Messenger RNA from Ustilaginoidea virens, 1758 nucleotides. RefSeq lists its product as uncharacterized. The coding region runs from base 1 to 1758 and encodes 585 amino acids. The record is from RefSeq and is a predicted model, not a curated record. NCBI's taxonomy places the organism in Eukaryota, Fungi, Ascomycota, Sordariomycetes, Hypocreales, Clavicipitaceae. The transcript has 3 exons. Gene Ontology annotation, molecular function: sulfuric ester hydrolase activity.